UCGUGUGAGAGCAUCAAACUCAUGUUCGACCUCCACUCAUAUGUUUACUUUCAAUCCACUCGAUUUAAAUCGACCCCUCGGGUCGAAAUGCUUCGGAUUUGAAAAGCCAACCCUUCUGAGGAGGUUACCAAAUCGACAAUGCAUUUACAGUGCAAUGUUACAGCCAAACAAGAUCCAGCCUUCCUCAAGAAAUAACAAGGACCGCUUAAAGUCAAUAAAACGUGUUGAAAAUGCUCGCAAUUGCCCUCAUCAGAUAUCACCGCCAUCAAAUCCUCCUCAGAAAUCUGAAUUUGGGUUGAUAUGUCAAAAGGUCAGCUACCCACAAAACUGUACUCAUCGACGAGGAAUGUCCAAACCUGCAAUUCAGACAUAUAAAGCUACCAUCAGGAACAAACUCUUCACUUUUACGUUGCCAAGCACGACUUGUGAAAGCGUUCUUAAAGAUACCAAGCGAUACCUGACACAGUAUGAGCAGAUGGAAAUAAAAGACUACAGAAAAGUCUGGUACAUAGGAAAAAAGGAGAGUAAAAUUCAUAGCCGGUCACAGACGAUAUCAGAGGAGGCCAAGUCCUUCGACGAUGAUCAAGGAUUCUAUAAAGCAAGGGUCGGGGACCACUUGGCUUAUCGCUUUGAGAUAUUGAGAGUGAUUGGAUCAGGAUUUGCAGGAAAAGUCCUCAAGUGUAAAGACCACAAGACGACAAUGCUCGUGGCAAUCAAGGUGUUUCGAAAUACAAUCGAGGGUCAAGAGUUUGCAGAGGCUGAACUGAAAAUUUUAAAGUCCCUGCAAAAGUUGGACAAGAGUAACAAAGCCAAUAUGGUCCACAUGGAGGAGUACUUUUACUUCCGCAAUCACCUCUGCAUCACCUUUCGCCUAUUUGAAAAGGACCUCUUUAAAGCCUUAAUACAGAGCAAAAUGCGAAGACUCCAUGACGGAGAUAUACGAAAAUAUGCAAUAGAUGUGCUUAAGUGUCUUCAGGUGCUCAAAGGCAUGAAGAUCGUCCAUGGUGACCUGAAACCGAAGAACAUUCUGUUAGACAAGGAAAACAAUGCUGCAGUGAGUGAUUUCGGUGGCUGCAUUUUUAUGAAAGACAAUGGCAAGUGA
Doryrhamphus excisus (bluestripe pipefish) is the source of this 1102-nucleotide messenger RNA. NCBI's taxonomy places the organism in Eukaryota, Metazoa, Chordata, Actinopteri, Syngnathiformes, Syngnathidae. The record is from RefSeq and is a predicted model, not a curated record.